This is a messenger RNA of Astyanax mexicanus (Mexican tetra), 4668 nucleotides long. RefSeq names its product adenylosuccinate synthase 2 (gene adss2). Gene Ontology annotation, biological process: 'de novo' AMP biosynthetic process; IMP metabolic process. The record is from RefSeq and is a predicted model, not a curated record. The transcript is spliced from 13 exons. Gene Ontology annotation, cellular component: cytoplasm. Bases 132 to 1454 code for a protein of 440 amino acids. Gene Ontology annotation, molecular function: adenylosuccinate synthase activity; GTP binding. NCBI's taxonomy places the organism in Eukaryota, Metazoa, Chordata, Actinopteri, Characiformes, Acestrorhamphidae.
CACAGCAGGCGGAGGGGGCGGGGCCUGUCCUCCUCUCUCCGGUAAGGCGGCUUCGCGGGCUCGCCGUGGCCGGAGCAGCAUCGCUGAGAGAGCGCGAGAGCGAGAGCAGUCGGAGCAGCGGGGGAGCCGGUAUGUCGCAGCAGGACAGGAGCGCGGAUGUGGGGAACAGAGUGACGGUGGUGCUGGGGGCUCAGUGGGGCGAUGAGGGUAAAGGGAAGGUGGUGGACCUGCUGGCCCAGGACGCUGACAUGGUCUGCAGAUGUCAGGGAGGCAACAAUGCAGGACACACUGUCGUGGUCGACUCUGUGGAGUACGACUUUCACCUUCUACCUAGUGGCAUUAUCAACCCCAAGGUCACUGCCUUUAUUGGUAAUGGCGUAGUAAUUCAUCUCCCUGGCCUGUUUGAGGAGGCUGAGAAAAAUGUACGCAAGGGAAAAGGUUUAGAGGGCUGGGAAAAGAGGCUUGUCAUCUCUGACCGCGCCCACAUUGUGUUUGAUUUUCAUCAAGCAGUGGAUGGAGUUCAGGAGCAAGAGAGGCAGCAGCAAGCUGGAAAAAAUUUAGGAACAACAAAAAAGGGCAUUGGUCCAGUGUACUCAGCCAAGGCUGCUAGGAGCGGCCUUAGAAUAUGUGACCUUCUGUCUGACUUUCAGGAGUUCUCAGAGAGGUAUAAAAAUUUAGCCCUGCAGUACAAAUCAAUGUACCCAUCGUUGGAGAUAGAUAUUGAUGGGGAGCUGGGGAAGCUUGAGGCAUACGUGGACAGGAUAAAGCCUAUGGUCAGAGAUGGGGUGUUCUUCAUGUACGAGGCUCUGCAUGGGCCUCCUAAAACCAUUCUGGUGGAAGGUGCCAAUGCUGCUCUGCUGGACAUUGACUUUGGAACGUACCCCUUCGUAACCUCCUCCAACUGCACGGUGGGUGGGGUGUGUACGGGUCUCGGCAUGCCCCCUCAGAAUGUGGGAGAGGUUUACGGCGUGGUCAAGGCCUACACCACUCGAGUGGGCAUCGGUGCCUUUCCCUCUGAACAGAGCAAUGAAACUGGGGAGCUGCUACAGACAAGAGGGAAGGAGGUGGGAGUGACCACCGGCCGCAAGAGGAGAUGUGGCUGGUUGGAUCUGGUGCUUGUCAAGUAUGCUCACAUGAUAAAUGGCUUCACAGCCUUAGCUCUAACCAAAUUGGACAUCUUGGAUGUCUUCCCUGAGAUCAAAGUCGGUGUGGCUUACAAGGUAGACAACGAAUGCAUACCACAUUUUCCAGCGAAUCAGGAGGUGUUACAGAGGGUUGAAGUCCAGUAUGAGACUCUGCCUGGUUGGAACAGUGACACUUCUGCUGCUAGGACCUUUGAGGAGCUUCCAGACAACGCACAGAAAUACGUUCGCUUCAUCGAGGAGCAGCUUGGGGUGCCUGUGAAAUGGAUUGGUGUUGGAAAGUCGCGAGAGUCUAUGAUCCAGCUGUUUUAAGGGAACAGGCAGGCUGCUCAUUCCCCCAUUUCUCCAUGGUGUACAGGGCUUAUUGAGGGGCUUGCUGAUUCAGGACCAGAGUCCUGCUUCUUACCUCUCCCCUCACUGCAGCUUCCUGCUGGCAGAAGAAAACAACAGGUUCUGUCCACUCCAUCAUUCAAUCCUGUUUUCCAAAACAGUCUCAAAUCUUUUUUUUUUUUUUUGAGGUCAGUGUAGGGCGUCAUAGUGGAAAGUCAGUCUCACACUAGUAUCCAGUGGUCAUUCCCAUGUAUUCCUCACUGAAACAGACCUUCACGUGUCCUUAUGGAUCUGCUUUGUCUUUUAUUCUUGGUGCAGUGAUUUACAGUCUGAUUUGGAUGAGCUUUUAGAGCACUAUUGAGCUCAGAGCCACCAUCUUUGUGUGCCAUUGAUCUUCAGUUUUUUAAGCUUCGUUCACUGAAGCUGUUUAGGUUUAAGCCAUUGUUUGACUGCGUGCAUAAUUAAAGUUGGUUAAAGUAGAACCUGACCUUGAAUGUAGGCCCUGAUAUUUUACAGACUUGCAUUAACUGUUAAAAUUUUUAUAUGCAAAAAUAUGAAACCUUUGUUUAGGCCAGUGUAAUUAACUAUAUUAUUAUUAGAUUAUAAAUGUCUCAAUGACAUUUCAUGUCUGGAUUUAAAUUUCAGGAUUUUUAAAUCUGAACCAGAAAUUGGUAUUUAUUUUGUCACUUUGCCACGGUUUUGUUCACAUACUGUUCUUGUUAUACUGUUGGAAUGUAUAUCACAUGUGUGUAAUAUUAGCUUUUUAAUGAUUCUCAGUCUCUUUUCAAUGUUAAUUUACAUUGAAUUGUUGAUAUGGUUGUCCUUGUUUGUGUACUGUUGAAUGACCGUAGAUUUUAUUUGUCAAUAUGUCAACAUAUAAUCAUUUAUAAUUUAUUUACAAACAAACAUGAUUUUGUUCACAAAAUACAACUUGUUCUUGAUAAUUCUCUAUGAAUCAGCUUAAUUUCUGUUCAUUUGAUUAGCCUGUGAGAGCAUGAAAUAAGUUUUAGUUUUUAUUAAAAAGUUGGAAGCAGAAAUAAAUUAUUUUAUUUAUUGUCCUUCUAAUAUAAAGUAGACUUUUACUAAAAAUGUCUAAUAUUAAAUUUGGCCUUUGCCCUGAAAGCAUAUGAUUCUUUUUUUGCUAUAGAAAAAUAUAUAGUGUUGCACAUCUACUACAGCAAAGACUGGUAAGUUGUCAGGCCAGCUUGAGAUGAUACAAAUUGAAUGUAUUUUCAAUGUUGAGAAUUACACUAAUCAUCAAACAAAUUGUUGCACCCAGAAGGUAGUGUCAGACUGCAAAGUUAUUUGUAAGGAAGAUACAACUAAAUAAGAACAAUGAAUGAUUAUGGUUGAUUUCGACCGCAGGAACGGCUUGAGAAUAUUCAUGCUGAAUGGGAUGGAUUAACACAGGACACCAUUAGGAACCUCUACGACUCUACAGUGGCAAGACAUAUUGUUACACAUGUUGGACACUACUUCUGUAUGUGCAGCUCAAUAAAUAAUGCCCGUAUCUAAAGUUUAAAUCAUUUAUUUGUCCUGGUAGCUUUGCUUUUCUUUCAAAUACUUCUUCUGGGUGCAACUAUGUUUUUUGAUGCUUAGUGUGUAUAUAUGGCUCAAGUUAGCUUAGUCUCAGGUUCCUCUGCUGAUCAUAGCUGUGUAUAGUAUUUCUUAUAUGCUGCAUAUUGUUGGAGGUGGGUGAUUUUUAAUGUUUAUUGAAUUGAAGUGUAACUGUUCUGUGCAUUAUAAUCUGUAUGUAAUAUCCUUUUUUUAUUUUUGCCACAAAUGUAGCUAAAAAAAAAUUUAAAUCAGUUAUUUAAGUUAAAUGGUUAAAUUGUACAUUACGUAAAGCUUUAGAAAAAAGAAUAUUGUAGUGAUUGAAAAUUUGGAGCACCACUAUGUAUCAGAUUAAAUUUCGCCUGAGCACGUAGGCACCAAUAUGUCCAUCUUUCGUUUCCCUGCAAAGUUACUGCAUUGCAAUCAGACCACUGGGAGGGAUUUUUAUCUUUAUUUCUGCCUUUUGACUAUGUAAAUAAUAAAGUAAAUAAAUUAAUAGGUAAAGUAUUUAUUUGCCAAAUAAAACAUGGACACACUGCGAUUGUCUUUUUAAACCCUUUAAAAUAAAACCAGAAAAAUAAAUUUUCUUGUACUUUUGCUACCAAUACGGAAAUAAUAGCUCCAAUAGUAGCUUGCUUGGUCUCUGUCUUUUUCCUGUUCACACAUUCUGUACAUCAACACAUCUCCACACUGCCCACACAGUAAGGAAGAACAGGUGCCUUGUUAAUAUAGACUUUUGGUUUUCAUCGUGUGUCUUAAAGGUCAGAGUUGGUUGUGAAUGUAAGUAAAUGGAUAGAUGUGCUUGUUUGAAUUAUAUAGUUAAAUAUUAAAUAAAAUGACCCAUUCAUAUAAUUUCUUACUAAUGCCAUAUUCACUAUGUGUCCAAAUGUUUGUGUACACACCUUCUAGUGAAUGCAUUUAGCUGACACAGCAAAGAAUGCUCAUGAUGCUCCAUCUAGUCAUUUUGGGAACAGUUGAGGGGAGUUGAGGAUGAGUAGUGGUGAUUAUUCAACAUCCUGACCUCACUAACCUCAUGUACUUAUCAUUAAAGGCAAUCAGAAUCCUCAAAAGAAACAAAUAAUAAGCAAAUGUCCCAAUAUUUUGUCCAUAUCGUGUGUGUGCAAGUCUGUAUGCUGACAUUAUUAAGGCCAUCACACAGCCCCAAAGAGGUAUGAGUGUUCACAAGAGCUUGUGGUUUUAUCAUCAGGUUCUUCGUUAUAUCAAUAUGUAAAACCACUUGUCUGUUCAGAAAAGGAGACGACAGUCUAAUAUACAUUACUGUAUAGUUUUGAGAUCCUCAGAACUAAUCACUGUUUGUUUUGUUCACGCAGUUGAACUGCAUGUUUGCACAGAAAUCCACUGACCUCUGUUCUUGAAUUCUGUAUUGUACUGAUGCUGUUGGACCUUUAAUGUAUGUAAAUACUGAAUGCAGAGCCAUAUUCUCUAUCUCGUCUUCUCGUUUGUGUGUAGUGGUGUUUAAUAUGCUCGGCUCUUAGGGGAUGGUGCAGUUUGGGUGUGCAUGUUUUCCUGCAGUGAUUUAUACAACACAGAUCUCACUCUUUGGAGUUUAAAAAAGUUGAUAUCCCCAAAAAAUGUAGACAGUGAUCAAAAUAACAGUCAAUAAAUACAAACUUGAGAUACA